CCAUGAAAAGGUGCAAUAAAAAGGGGCAGCCACCAUCCAUUUUAGGCAACCAUGUUAAAAUGAAGAGACUCAUUGAUCAGUCAGUGUUAUUUCAGUCUUAAAUCUGUUAGAAGUUGAAGUUAGCAACGAACAUCUUGUAGCUACACUUCAGAAUAAAACUAAAACUGAAGUAAAAGCCUGUUAAAUGGUGACCUUAAUCUCAGGAGACAGAUGAUUUCUGUCUCUCUGUGUUUAGCCAACACAGCGAGUGAGUUUCCUGUAAACAGAUCUUUUUUCAAACGUUAUAUUACUUUAAUGAUAGUCUGAAAUCUCCUGGAAAUAAAAAACACCACUAUUAUCACUCUAUAACUCAUAAUGGUGUACACAAGCACUAAUUUAAAACUGAAUCUGAAUCAUGAAUUUGAUGUGUCCUUGCCGAAUAAAAGUAUUAAUUUCUUUAAAAAAAAAAAAAAAAACUAAAAAAAAAAAAAAAAAAAAUUUAUGACCCCAAACUUUUAAAUGGUAGCAUAGUUAUAAGAGGCUACAACUGAUAAAACCCUGAACCCAAUAUCAACCAAAAAGUACCCACCACUGUUUAACAGCGUCAAACAGUAGUAAACCAAUCCCAAAGAUUCUUGAAAAAACUCUUCUACCCCCAUGCCAUUCACAACCUGUUUCCACAAUCAGUUUUCACAAAGGCAAUGUUUACACACCUUUAAGGCCCACGUCUGUUUAAAAGAACAACAGCCUAUAACUUCAACACUCAACUAGAGACGUUAAAAUGGACAGCAGUCUCAACAUGGAAGCACAGAUUCAGUCUGUAACUCCACCAUUGAAAGACAAUGAAGGCAUAGAAGAGAGCAGCUAUAAUGAAGAAGCUGCAAUUUCUUCAGCUCUGGAAAGUGAAGAUGGAGAUUCCUCACAACCGCCAACAAUUAGCGCCAAGUUAUUGAGAAUGCUGGAGGCAGCGACCAACUGGCGGCCUGCGCUUGUACCAAUGCAGACCAGCGAUGAAGUGUUCGAAGCUGUCAGUGAAGCCCCAAGAACAAAAAGACAAAUCCAGUAUCCUGAGCAGACGCAAGAAUUCAACAGUCGAUUAACAAAGACGGGUCGACGCUCACUGUCCCACUCUAUUUCUCAUUCCUCUACAGACAGCAACAGCUCAGGGGGUUCAGAUGCAGAAAAUCUAGAGGAUGAUGUCUUUCCUCGAGACAGGGAACAGAUUAACUCCAAAGGAAACAGGGACUUCUGCGUCAAAAACAUCAAGCUGGCAGACUAUGGCCGCCGAGAGAUAGAGCUUGCUGAGGAUGAGAUGACUGCACUGAUGGCCUUAAGAAAAGCGGCUCAAGGAGAAAAACCAUUGGUGGGGGCUAAAAUAGUGGGAUGUACUCACGUCACAGCCCAGACAGCUGUGCUGUUCGAGACUCUGAUGGUGUUAGGGGCUCAGUGCAGAUGGGCAUCCUGCAAUAUUUACUCUACUCAGGAUGAAGUGGCUGCUGCUUUAGCAGAGCAAGAUUUUCCAGUGUUUGCGUGGAAGGGAGAAUCUGAGGAUGACUUCUGGUGGUGUAUUGAUCGCUGUGUAAAUGUGGAGGGCUGGGAGCCAAACAUGAUCCUCGAUGAUGGAGGAGAUAUGACACAUUGGAUAUACAAGAAAUAUCCUCACCUCUUCAAGAAAGUCAAGGGUAUUGUUGAAGAAAGUAUCACCGGCAUUCACAGGCUUCAUCACCUCUCUAAAGCUGGAAAACUAUGUGUACCAGCCAUAAAUGUGAAUGACUCCAUCACUAAACAGAAGUUUGACAACCUGUACUGCUGCAGGGAGUCCAUUCUGGAUAGUCUUAAAAAGACCGCCGAUGUCAUGUUUGGGGGAAAGCAGGUGGCUGUAUGUGGAUACGGAGAGGUGGGAAAAGGUUGUUCUGCAGCUCUGAAAGCGAUGGGAUCUGUUGUGUAUGUAACCGAAAUUGACCCCAUCUGUGCUCUACAAGCAUGCAUGGAUGGCUUUCGAUUGGCCAAACUAGGUGAUAUUGUAGGACAAGUGGACAUGGUCAUCACCUGCACAGGUAACAAAAACGUUGUUGUGAGGGAACACAUGGACCUAAUGAAGAAUGGCUGCAUUGUCUGCAACAUGGGACGGUCCAAUACAGAAAUUGAUGUUACCAGCCUGAGAACCCCAGAGUUAGCAUGGCAGCAUGUGAGAGCGCAAGUGGAUCACAUUAUUUGGCCUGAUGGAAAGAGAGUAGUUCUUCUAGCUGAGGGCCGUGUCCUUAAUUUAAGCUCCUCCACUGUACCCAUAUACGUGCUUUCCAUCACAGCCACCACGCAGGCUUUGGCAUUGAUCGAGCUCUUCAAUGCCCCUGAGGGCCGUUACAAGCAAGAUGUCUACCUUCUUCCCAAGAAACUGGAUGAGUAUGUUGCAAACCUGCACCUUCAGACCUUUGACGCACACCUGACUGAACUCACCGAUGAUCAAGCCAAAUACAUGGGUUUGAACAAACACGGCCCCUUUAAACCAAGUUACUACAGGUAUUAAGAACAUAGAGAUGUCUCAAUGUAACUCAUCAUCAGAUUUAAAAGAAAACAGAUGGAUCUAAAGCUAUGGAAACUUAAUAAAUUUGACUCAGCAUGGAUUUCUUCACAAACACACAUUAUAUUACAGACAUGUGAGAGUGUACAAAUGUAAAGUGAACAUUUUCCUCUUGCUAUUGUACUGUUGUAAAACAUCAUCAUCAUCAUCAUCAUUUUGACAAAAUAAAUAAAUACAUAAAGGUUAAAGAAAAUGCAACAAGUAGACAUAAUAUGCUACUAGAAUGCUAAUUACUACCUUGCAUGGUUCUCUGAUGAAACAUUGUAUCCUCCCAUAGUUUGUUUACUUUCAAAAGAUAAAACCUGACAUAGCAAAAA
Ctenopharyngodon idella (grass carp) is the source of this 2877-nucleotide messenger RNA. RefSeq names its product adenosylhomocysteinase like 2a (gene ahcyl2a). Gene Ontology annotation, cellular component: cytosol. The transcript has 17 exons. The record is from RefSeq and is a predicted model, not a curated record. Gene Ontology annotation, biological process: L-methionine cycle. Bases 761 to 2506 code for a protein of 581 amino acids. Lineage: Eukaryota; Metazoa; Chordata; Actinopteri; Cypriniformes; Xenocyprididae.